GCUACCGAUUCAGUGUUGUAGCGACACUGCGCUCGUUCAACAGGCUAGAGAAGCGAGAGGCGAGAGCUUCGUAUAUUGUGCCGACGCGUUUUGGAAGUUGUGCGAGGCACUUUUAGUGGCGCGAAACUUCCGACGACGCUCAUUUCGAAAGCGCGUAGCCGGCUGAUUAUUUUCGAACGUGACCUGUUUCGUUAGGUUUGUGUCGUUCCUUCGACUUUCUGGUUCAGGGAGGCGAAAAUUUGCAAACGGCUUAAGUGCAAAUGCUGAUAUCCGAGUUCUCCGCGACUCGAGUUGAUUAAUUUAGCCGCGUGAAUAGAGUUUGGAUUCAGUGAAGAGACUAUCCGAGGUAACGCCGCCGUCGCCGCGAAAACGGUUAAAUUCGACAGAAUGCACAUGGAGUAAGUGAUUCCGCCGGAAGCGGAAUUCCUCAACUGCCCCGGGCUGCAACCCCCAAUCAAACGCGGAAAUGGAGGAGAACUACGUGACGUACGCCAACGACGGCAACGUCACCGACGACUACAACUACACCUUGUACAACAAUUCCGAGUACAAAGACGAGGACUAUUUGGCCUACAUAUUCCCCAGGCCGUGGAUGUGGCCGUUGAUAUUCUUUCAUUGCGUCGGUUUCGUCGUCGGCAUCGUGGGCAACUGUCUGGUAUGCGUGGCGGUUUACAGGAAUCACAGCAUGAGAACGGUGACGAACUAUUUCAUUGUUAAUCUGGCGGUGGCCGAUUUUCUCGUCAUACUCUUCUGUCUGCCGCCCUCCGUUGUCUGGGACGUCACAAGCACCUGGUGGUUUGGCACUGCCAUGUGCAAAAUUGUUCUGUACUUACAGAGUGUUUCGGUGACAGUGUCUAUCUUAACGCUGACAUUCAUCUCGAUCGACCGCUGGUAUGCCAUCUGUUUUCCGCUCAAGUUCAAAUCGACCACGGGCCGGGCGAAAACCGCCAUAGGGAUAAUCUGGAUAGUGGCUCUGGCUUGCGAGGUACCGGAAGGCAUGUACUUAACGGCGAAAGCGUAUCCGGAUUUCCCCGACAAGAUCUAUUUCACGCAAUGCCGUCCGACUUGGUCCGACGAAACGGAUACAAUAUUUAUGAUCGUUAAAAUGGCGGUGUUCUAUUUGCUGCCGCUGCUUUUUAUGUCCGUGGCGUAUAUUCAGAUCAUCCGUGUUCUGUGGAAGUCCGGGAAUGUGCCGCAUCAGGCAAUGGACGUCAGCGGCAACCACCGUGGCGGCGGCCCCAUGGUGAACACGUUCGCGAUGAACAUGAACACCAGCACUGAGGGACAGCUCAGGUCGCGUCGGAAGGCCGCCAAGAUGCUCGUCUGCGUCGUCGUCAUGUUCGCCAUCUGCUUCCUGCCGGUGCACUUGCUCUCCGUGCUCAGGUUGACGGUGAAACUGACCAACAGCGAAAUGAAUCAGGCCUUCUCACUGAUCUCACACUGGUUAUGUUAUGCUAACAGCGCUGUUAAUCCGAUCAUAUACAACUUCAUGAGCGGCAAAUUCAGAAAAGAGUUUCACUCGUCGUUCGCCAAGUGCAGCACUCAAGAUCACUCCGAAUUUAACGGCACAAGAAACAGCACUUACAUCUACAGAUACACCACAAAUCAAAGUUGCAGAUCGAGAACCGAAAUAAUUCCCUUGAGCAGUGUACAUUACAAGUCGAAGAAUUAUUAAAUCAAAAGGUCAUGUAAAUGUUGAUGGAUGUUAAUGGAUGAUUAUUUCAAAAGUUUGGACCAAUUCUAACAAAUAAAAUUAAAUCACAACAUAUUUGGCUCAUACUGUGUAAAAAUAUUUUGGAGAUUCAAUAGAAACGUCUUUAGAACAACCUAUUUUUCUAAUUACAAAUGCAGAAAUCUAAUAGUUCCUACAACUUGUUUUUCCUUCUUGAAAGAUAUAUAAGAGAUAUAAUAAAGGAUAUUCAAAAUUGUAAAUUAAGCGUACUUAUGUAGAUAGUAUUGAUGUAUAUUUAUGUAAAAUGCACUGAUAUAUUAAAAUUUUUCCUUUUCAAAGUGUUUGGCUAGAAUGUAAGUCAAUUAUCAUGAUGAAUAAGAAAAUCUACUAAUUAUUUGUAUACAGAGAUGGACAAAGUACUCAAUAGAAGCACUUCAAUCUGUAACUAUUCAAUACACACAAGUACUUUCCAUACAUCAAUUGUAAAAUUUUAGUAUCAGUACUAGAAGUAGAUAAAAAGUAUUUGAAAUAUACAAAUAGUACUUGGAGUUGUAUUAUCAUUUAAACACGACUCUUGCAAAAGUGCUUUUAGAUGAAGUAGUGACCAGCUCUGCUACUAUAUCACAAUGUUGGUCUCAAUUAAGUACUGUACAAACUUUCAUGUUAGACUUAAUUAUUAUUUGAUUAAAGUAAGGCACAACUUAAUUAUAAGUGACAAAGGACUGUGUAGAAAAAGAAGAGAGGAAAAUAUCAUAUUUUUAAGGUUUUGUUGGAUAUGUGGACGGCAAUGGUGAUUUGUAUAACUGUGCAAUAAAAAUAUUUGAUG
Aethina tumida (small hive beetle) is the source of this 2498-nucleotide messenger RNA. RefSeq names its product orexin receptor type 2-like. The record is from RefSeq and is a predicted model, not a curated record. Gene Ontology annotation, cellular component: membrane. Gene Ontology annotation, biological process: G protein-coupled receptor signaling pathway. Bases 467 to 1675 code for a protein of 402 amino acids. The transcript has 7 exons. Gene Ontology annotation, molecular function: neuropeptide Y receptor activity. Lineage: Eukaryota; Metazoa; Arthropoda; Insecta; Coleoptera; Nitidulidae.